Messenger RNA from Seriola aureovittata, 862 nucleotides. RefSeq names its product stonustoxin subunit beta-like. The record is from RefSeq and is a predicted model, not a curated record. NCBI's taxonomy places the organism in Eukaryota, Metazoa, Chordata, Actinopteri, Carangiformes, Carangidae. The annotation marks the transcript as partial. Gene Ontology annotation, molecular function: protein binding. The transcript is spliced from 3 exons.
CAUCUCUUCAGUCUGAGUGGCUGUAACCUCUCAGAGAGAAGCUGUGAAGCUCUGUCCUCAGUCCUCAGCUGCCAGUCCUCUAGUCUGAGACACCUGGACCUGAGUAACAACAACCUGCAGGAUUCAGGAUUGAAGCUGUUGUCUGCUGGACUGGAGAGUCCACACUGUACACUGGAGACUCUCAGGGUGGAGCCUGGUGGAGUCCGAUGGUUGAGACCAGGUCUGAGGAAGUAUUCCUGUGAACUCACAAUCGACACAAACACAGUGAACAGAAGGAUCAAACUGUCUGACAACAACAGGGAGGUGACACGUGUGGAGGAGGAUCAGUCAUAUCCUGAUCAUCCAGACAGAUUUGACCACUGGCCUCAGCUGCUGUGUUCAACUGGUCUGACUGGUCGCUGUUACUGGGAGGUCGAGUGGAGAGGAGGGGUUAAUAUAUCAGUGAGUUACAGAGGAAUCAAAAGGAAAGGAAACAGUGAUGACUGUUGGUUUGGAUUGAACGAUCAGUCCUGGAGUCUGAUCUGCUCUGAUGGUGGUUACUCUGUCUGUCACAAUGACAAAAGAACAUCUAUCUCCUCCUCCUCCUCCUCCUCCUCCUCUUCCUCCUCCUCCUCCUCCUCUAACAGAGUAGCAGUGUAUGUGGACUGUCCUGCUGGCUCUCUGUCCUUCUACAGAGUCUCCUCUAACAAACUGAUCCACCUCCACACCUUCAACACCACCUUCACUGAACCUCUGUAUCCUGGGUUUAGGUUCUGGUCUGGUUCCUCAGUGUCUCUGUGUUGAGUGAAGCAGAGAGAGUCUCCUCCUGUCAGAGAAACUCACUGUUGAACAGAUAGUUCAGUCUCUACAUGUCUGUCUCUUU